This is a messenger RNA of Neolamprologus brichardi, 747 nucleotides long. Lineage: Eukaryota; Metazoa; Chordata; Actinopteri; Cichliformes; Cichlidae. The record is from RefSeq and is a predicted model, not a curated record.
AUGGUGGAUGAACUUGGUCAUCAGUCUGUGGAGGUGACCAGAGAAGUUUUCAUGCGCAUGAACAGAACUGAUCUGGUGCAGAAGUUACCAGAGAGCAGCUCAGCAUCCAGAGAGAAACACUCUGUGGAUGAACAUGGAGCUGCACUGUUGAAGAGAGAAAAAGAACGGGAAGCUGUUAGACCUGUUAGACAGAUUCUCUUGGAAACACUGAAUGAAUUCAGUCAAAAGGAUCUCGGGAAAUUUAUUCUGUUGCUGCCGUUCACGUGCUUUAACAUGGGCCUGCCACAAAUGGAGAGGUACUGGUAUCCAAACUGGACAGAGAGACUUGUGAAUCUGAUGGUGGAUGAACUUGGUCAUCAGGCUGUGGAGGUGACCAUGGAGGUUUUAACAGACAUGAACAGACCUGAUCUGAUGCUGAGGCUGUCAGAGAGCAGCUCAGCCUCGAGUGAGUCAGCUGGAGCAGCUGGUGGAAGUAAAACCGCAGGGGGAGAGGACUUUGUGGACAAACAUAGAGUCCAGCUGAUCCAGAGAGUGAGCAACAUCGCACCCAUUUUGGAUGAGCUCCAAGACAAGAAAGUUAUUGAGCAAGAACAAUAUGACAAAAUUAGAGCUCUGCCUAUCUCUCAGGACAGGAUGAGGGAGCUCUACAGUGGUCCCCUGAAAGCCAGUGCAGCCUGCAAAGAGAUCUUCUAUGACAGCCUUUUGGCACAUGAGAUAUUUCUCGUUGAAGACCUUUCAAAGAAGUAA